CACUACGGAUUUAAUUUCCGUUACUUCUGACUCUCGGGAUGGUUUUAGCUAGCCGAUGAAUUAAGCUAAUAAUGUAUGUUUGUGUCUCACAAUGUCAAUACACUCACGUUUAUAUCGGUUACAUGUAUAACUUUGAAGGAAUCUGCUGAUAUUGUUGUCUGCCACAAUGGAACGUGAUAUUUUAGAUGUUCUGGAACAAAUCGGGUAUGACGGACCUCUGCAGGAUGAGGAGACGCUUGUCAAAGCAUGUGAAGGUGGACUGUCAUCACCUGAGUAUAUCAACCUUUGCAUGUGGUUUAAAUCCCGUCUGACACCGUUAUGUGACCUGGAAGAGAGCAGUACAUCAGGUUAUGGUGAUACUGAUGGCCUUCGGUUUGAGAUGAGUGGUAUGCUGAAGGAGUUGGAGUGCCCCUAUCAAGGCCUUGUCUCCGGGAUUCUACAGGGAGGGCUGCAGAAUAAAAAAGACCAUCUAAAGCUAGUAUUGUUUUUAAGCUCAGAGGUACAAGCUGCACAGAUUGUGAAGAGCCGACUUGUUGAGGACAAACAACACAAAGACCGAAACGAUCUCCAGGCAAUCUGUGAAACACUGAAGCUCCCACAGCCAAGAGGGCAGGAAGUAGUAGAGCUGUUCUGCGGGAUAGAAAAAAAGAUAAACGCAGUGCUUCAAGAGAUUCCAAAGGAUCACAUUGGAAAGCCAGUGCUGAAGAACAAUCUCGACAGUGAACAGUGGGAAAGGCUGGAGCAGAUCAACACGGUCCUGUCCUCACAGUAUGAGUGUCGGCGGAGGCUGCUGAUCAAACGUCUGGACGUCACUGUGCAGUCUUUCGGCUGGUCAGACAGAGCCAAGGAGAGAGUUGACUGUAUGGCCAGGGCCUACCAGCCUAAGAGACACUCCCUGGCCCAGAUGUCAUCUGUGGGCAUGGCUCACCUGCUGGCAGCCAGGGAGGACAUAUGCAACGUGGUGAAGACCAGCAGUGGCUCAAGCAGAAAGAAUACUGCCUGUGCCGUCAAUAAGAUCCUGAUGGGAAGGGUGCCAGAUCGCGGUGGUCGGCCCUCUGAGAUAGAUGCCCCCCUCCCUGAGAUGCCAGCCUGGCAGAAGAGACAAGACGGAGGUUUUGGCGGUCGUGGUGGUGGUGGUGGUCGAGGAGGUGGUGGUAGUUGGGGAGGUGGUGGUAGUUGGGGAGGUGGUGGUAGUUGGGGAGGUGGUGGUAGUUGGGGAGGUGGUGGUAGUUUGGGAGGUGGUAAGGGUGGCUGGCGAGGAGGGGGUGGAGUAGGAGGGGGCGUUGGUUGGGGUCACGGAGGAAAGAGAGGACGUUAUCAAUACUAACAAUGAUUUAUUUUUGACUGAAAAGCCAAACAGUGUUAACUGAAACCUACUCAUGUGUACCUGCUUCGCUAAGGGCAACACUAAGGCAUUGUUUAUUUGGAGUGAUGUGGACUUGACUGAGAUUUACAGAGUGCUACUGUAGGAACACUCCAAAAUAUUUGUCUUUUUUUUUGUGUUCAUUUUCAAUGCUGUUAUGAACUGUGCUGCUGAGGAUCGUUGUAGAAGCAACGAGUCAAACUCACUGACCAUUUCUUUAAUAGAUUUAUUCUAUUAUUCUGGUACCACUUUACUUGAUACCCAGUGUUAACACGUUAUGACAUGGUCAUAACCUGUUAUAAUACUGUCAUGAUGCAUAUAUUUACACCGGUUGUGACAUUGCGCUAUUUUAUUGCUGGUUAUGACACCUACAUAAGUGUCAACCCACAUUUAUUCAAAUGAGAUUUUCCCUGCCAAGAAAUGUCCUUUCAUUUGAAAGUUUCUCUUUAAAUCCUUUGUUUUUGUUUAGUCAUGUAUUUUUGUAAAUACUCUUUAUGACAGUCAUGAAGAUUUAGGACCAUCCUGUUUUUUAAAACUUGGACUAAGAAAAUACACUUUAUGACACUGUCAAGAAGCAUUAUGACCAUAUUAUCAUACAAGCCAGAUAGGCCAAUCACGUACAUGCCCUUAUAUCAGUCAAAAGGAGGGUGUCUUGUCCUGCUCCUGAAGUCAUCAGCAACCGAGCAUGGGGCUAGGUGCAUGUCUGACGUCAAUGUGUGCACAAUUACAAUGAUAAUUUAACAUGGUAAAUAUAAAAUAAUAUACAUCAUAAACAUACUGUUACAUACAGCACCAGUCAAAAGUCUGGACACGCCUACUCAUUCAAGGGUUUUUAUUCUUACUAUUUUCUACAUUGUACAAUAAUAGUGAAGACAUCACAACUAUGAAAUGACACAUGGAAUCAUGCAGUAAUCAAUUAAAGUGUAUAUAUUUUAGAUUCUUCAAAGAAGCCACCAUUUGCCUUGAUGACAGCUUUGCACACGGUUGGCAUUCUCUCAACCAGCUUCACCUGGAAUGCUUUUCCAACGAUCUUGAAGUAGUUUCCACAUAUGCUGAGCACAUGUUGGCUGCUUUUUCUUCACUCUGUGGUCCAUUCUAAAUAAAUCACAAGACAGUAUCACUAGCAAAGCACCAAAACACCUCCUCCUCCAUGCUUCAAGGUGGGAACAACACAUGCAGAGAUCAUCCGUUCACCUACUCUGCGUUUCACAAAGGCACAGUGGUUGUAACGAAAAUCUCAAAUUUGGACACAUGAAACCAAAGGACAGAUUUCCACCGGUCUAAUGUCCAUUGCUCGUGUUUCUUUGCACAAGUAAGUCCCUUAUAGGUGAGCUUUAGUAGUAGUUUCUUUGCAGCAAUUCGACCAUGAAGGCCUUAUUCACACUGUGUCCUCUGAACAGUUUAUGUUGAGAUGUCUGUUACUUGGACUGUGAAGCAUUUAUUUGGGCAGAAAUCGGAGGUGCAGUUUACUAAUGAAGCAGAGGUAACUCGGUCUUCCUUUCCUGUGGCGUUCCUCAUGAGAGCCUGUUUCAUCACAAUGCCCAUUUUUGAGACCGCACUUGAAGAAACUUCUUGUUCUGUAUUGACUGACAUGUCUUAAAGUAAUGAUGAACUGUUGUUUCUCUUUGCUUAUUUGAGCUGUUCUUGCCAUAAUAUGGACUUGGUCUUUUACCAAAUAGGGCUCUCUUCUGUAUACCACCCCUACCUUAUCACAACAUAACUGAUUGGCCCGAACUCAUUCAAAAGGAAAGAAAUUCCACAAAUGAACUUUUAACAAGGCACACCUGUUAAUUGAAAUGCAAUCCAGGUGACUACCUCUUGAAGCUGGUUGAGAGAAUACCAAGAGUGUCCAAAGCUAUCAUCAAGGCAAAGGGUGGCUAUUUUGAAGAAUCUCAAAUAUAACAUAUAUUUUGAUUUGUUUAACCCUUUUUGGGUUACUACAUGAUUCCAUAUGUGUUAUUUCAUAGUUUUGAUGUCUUCACUACUAUUCUACAAUGUAGAAAAUAGUAAAAAUAAAGAAACUCCCUGGAUUGAGUAGGUGUGUCCAAACUUUUGACUGGUACUGUACACGUGGACUAUAGUGUAAUGGAAUGUGCGCAAUUACAAUCAUAAUUGAAUCUGGUAAAUAAAAUAAAAAUAUAUACAUAAACAUACUGUUACAUAGGCUAUGGUGUAAUGCAAUGUUUUGCCUUGUGUGGUAGGUUGUGAGUUUUUACACAUGUCAUAACCAGCCAUAAAAUAACGCAAUAUAUGUCACGACAGUGUUAUGACCAACUAUAACAGGCUAUGAGAAGUUGUCACCUGUUGAGACAUAUUAUGACAUGGUUAUGAUCGUGUCAUAACAUGUUAUGAUGCUGGGUGUCAAUUAAAGUGUUACCCAUAUUUUCUAUACUGAUGGUAUGUUGGUAGAUUAAGCGAAUUAAAAUUGUUGGAAAUUUGAA
Molecule: messenger RNA, 3804 nt
Organism: Oncorhynchus nerka (sockeye salmon)
Lineage: Eukaryota; Metazoa; Chordata; Actinopteri; Salmoniformes; Salmonidae
Product: protein FAM98B
Exons: 8
Coding region: 167-1327 (386 amino acids)
Cellular component (GO): tRNA-splicing ligase complex
Source: RefSeq, a predicted model, not a curated record